This is a messenger RNA of Oryzias latipes (Japanese medaka), 2311 nucleotides long. It is a transcript of the gene asb13b, whose product is annotated as ankyrin repeat and SOCS box containing 13b. The record is from RefSeq and is a predicted model, not a curated record. Gene Ontology annotation, biological process: positive regulation of protein catabolic process; protein ubiquitination. Lineage: Eukaryota; Metazoa; Chordata; Actinopteri; Beloniformes; Adrianichthyidae. Gene Ontology annotation, molecular function: protein binding.
CCUUUGCCAUUGUUUAUCCUAGCCGGACCUCCGCCGCUUUCGCUGAGCUCUGUGCACCAGUUGUCUGUGUUGAUUACUCCUAAUGGAUCCUAUACCGUUUUCGUUGUGUUAUUUUAAAACGAAUCGCUCGUUUGGUUGAAUCUACGCGGCCAGCACAGAGAAAAGCGAGAACAUGAUGUAAUGGAGAUCACUCGGACCAGACCGUCCUUGUAUGGAGAAAUAGCCCAUGGCCUUGGAUUCUGGACUGACCGUUCAGCGGUGCAUGAGGCUGCCGCACAGGGCAGAGUCCUUCAGCUCCAGCAACUGAUUGAGGGAGGUGCGGCUGUCAACAUUGUGUCUGUGGACUCCAUCACACCUCUGCAUGAGGCGUGCAUACAGGGUCAAACGCAGUGUGUCAGGCUGCUGCUGGAUGCUGGAGCUCAGGUGGAUGCUCGCAACAUAGACGGUAGCACUCCACUUUGUGACGCCUGUGCGGCUGGGAGCCUGGACUGUGUCAAUCUGUUGUUGGAGUAUGGGGCAACAGUCAAUCCUCCACUGUUCACCUUCUCUCCUCUUCACGAGGCAUGCAUGGGAGGUAAUUCGGCUUGCGUUCAGCUCAUGAUAGAUCGCGGGGCCUUCAUGGAGGCACACGACUGCCACUAUGGGACACCCCUUCAUGUUGCCUGUGCAAGGCAACAUUAUGAAUGCGCCAAAGUGCUCCUCAUUGCAGGAGCAAACGUGAAUGCAGCCAAACUCCACGAGACGGCUCUUCAUCACGCAGCCAAAGCAAAGAACAUAGGCCUCAUCGAGCUUCUUGUGGAGUUUGGGGGAAAUGUGUUUGCCAGAGAUAACCUUAACAAAAAACCUAUCCACUACACCAGUGUGGGAUCCCCCUCUUUCGCCUGUCUACAGUUCUUUGAGAACAACCCUCUGAGUCUGCAGCAGCUAAGCAGAGUGGCUUUCCGGAGGAGUCUCGGCCACAAAGCGCAGGACGCUGUACCUGGGCUGGGCUUGCCCAAAAGUAUCAUAAACUUUCUCUCCUACACACCACCUAUUGCUGUUCAACUUUAGCAGAUUGACACUUCAGUGUUGUUUAGUACCAUUUUCUGCUGUUGGUUUUUUUAAUGUAACAUGUGACACAAUGAUGAAGAUUCUCUCUGCAUGAAGUCUGCUUAGAACGGUUUACUUAAAGUCCCACUCUGAUCAUCUUUUGAUCUUUUUUAAAAGCGUUCCCAGUGGUCUUUUACUUACUAAUAUGCAGUUUUAAAAAACAAUUUUUUUAAGCUAAAUUCAAAAAUCUGUGUUGUUCUCCAUGAAAUAGUGUCUGCAGAGUGGCAGUGGAUAAUCAGAAGUUUCCUCUGGAGUUGUGGGACUGCUAGAGCAGAGUAAGCCUGCCCGCACUUCCCGUCACCCAUCGUUUUACAGUCUCUCCCACUGGCCUAAAGCCCCUCACAACCCCAGCCUAACAUUAUUGGUGCAACAAAAAUCGUGAGCAAUAUUGGAGCUAUCCAGUCGUAUAUUGAAGAGCCAGAUGCCAGAUCAGACAAGGAAAACAAAUACCUACAUGGAUCUAUUUGUCUACAACUGGAUGCAUCAGAAUGAAGUGGAGCAGGGAGCUUGAUGCCCAUCCAGUGUGUUUGUGUAACAAAUACGAUCUUUUUCCAACAGCAGUUUUUCAUCUGUUCCUGAUUCACAACAAUUUGAAUAUAGAAAUACUCCAUCAUCAGAAGAAUACUACAAGAACAUGUUAAAAAGACUACAAAAACAACUUUCAUCAGAGUGGGUCUUUACGGAAACGUGUUGUAGCUUCUCCUUAUAUUUUGUCUUUGCUCUUCACUUUUAAGGGCUGGUCUGCUGUAAAUUAUGUACAGAGAUAUUGAGACAGUAAAGUAUUCCAAGUACUAUCUCUUAAAGCCAGUAACUUUCAUCUCUAACUUCUCAUUUCUUUAUUUAUGCAGAUUUAUAUUUUUAUGAAUCAUAUGUGUGAAAUAUUGUUCUCCUUUGUCCCUACCUGCGCUAGUAAUCAGAGCAAGUUCCAGAAAUGGAAUAACUACCCACUCCAAUCUGAGUGUGAGGAACAAGUUUGUUCAUAUCACAUUCAGAGUACUUCAGUACUUAAGUACUGUUGCGGCUUUUUUGAAUUGAAAAUGAGUUCACAGAGAUGUGACUCGCUCAGAUGAGUUUUAGCUACAUAGCAUUUUAAAUAAGGUUUAGUUAAACUUAAACUGAUGACUUGCACACUGUCAUUGUUUUUUUUGUUACAAAUUUCCUGUAAAUGUGUAAAUAAUGUAGAUGGUUAUACUUCCAUAAUCUAUAUAAAAAAGAAUGAAGU